Molecule: messenger RNA, 2273 nt
Organism: Morone saxatilis (striped sea-bass)
Lineage: Eukaryota; Metazoa; Chordata; Actinopteri; Moronidae
Product: nucleolar transcription factor 1-like
Exons: 14
Coding region: 336-1868 (510 amino acids)
Source: RefSeq, a predicted model, not a curated record
AUGAAAUAAACAGAUAACUCCUCAUGUAAAGUAGUUUUGAAGCGGGUUUGGCUGCUGUUUUAGCCGCUGUCUCUGGUUUCAUCCUCCGCCUUUGUCCUCAUGUUUUCCCCCGGAGUUCCUCCCCCUGCGGCGCUGGGCGGAGUUUCAUACCGGACUAGACGCUCCUUUUGUCGGAUUCGUUUCGACCUGACUCCCCGGGGUUUACGGCUGAAAAAAACACACUUUGAAAGUCCCGAAAUAAUCCAAACGACCACAGUGGUGUGCAGUAAUAACCCGGGUUUCUGUCUGAACCUGAAGAGCAGGGAGGGGGCGGAGUCUCCGUCAGUCGCUGCAGGAUGAACGGCAGCAGCAGCGUCUCCAGAGCUCAGAGCGCCAGGAUCAAAAGUGAGCCAGAUGAGUGGAGUAAGGAGGACUGUCUGACUCUGCUGGAGCGGAUUCGCAGUCUGCUGCCGGACGGAGACGGCAUGAAGUAUAAAACCACAGAGUCGCACUUCGACUGGGAGAAAGUUUGUUUCGGCAGCUUCACCGGAGACAUGUGCCGGCAGAAAUGGCAGAAAGUGUCCUCUGAGGUUCGUAAGUACAGAACGAUGACGGAGCUCAUUGUAGACGCCACAGAGUUUGUGAAGAAUCCAUACAAAGGCAAGAAACUGAAGACUCAUCCAGAUUUCCCCAAGAAACCUCUGACUCCGUACUUCCGCUUCUUUAUGGAGAAACGAGCCAAAUACGCCAAAAUCCACCCGGAGAUGAGCAACCUGGACCUGACCAAGAUCCUGUCCAAGAAGUACAAGGAGCUGCCUGACAAAAAGAAGCAAAAGUACAUCACCGAGUUCCAGCGAGAGAAAGAAGAGUUUGAGAAGAACAUGGCGAGAUUCAACACCAUGCCGCUCGGUGCUGGGACGUCCUUCAUGUUUCACCAUCCAGGCUUCCGCCACAGUUACCAAGAACGUUGGAAUGAAUUCCCCUUACAUCUAAUUACAUUAUCAUUACAUCUAAUUACAUUAUCAUUGUAUUACUGCGUAGUUUCGGUCUUAAUAUCGUCCCACUGUUGGUCAUGUGACUCGUCCCACUGUUGGUCAUGUGACCCACAGAGCGACCGCAGGAAGGCUCAGGCAGGGAUGGAGGCGGCCUGGAAGUCGAUGGAGAAGAAGGAGAAGAUUCCUUGGAUCAAGAAGGCGGCGGAGGACCAGAAGCGUUACGAGGUUCAGUACCAACCUGUGAGGGAGCUGUUGGAGAUGAGGGCUCCACCAGCAGGUCAGAGUCAGAGGAAACCGAAGUUUGACGGAGAACCAAAGAAACCUCCAGUGAGCGGCUAUCAGAUGUUCUCCCAGGAGCUGCUGACCAACGGCGAGCUGAACCACUUCAGCCUGAAGGAGCGGAUGGUGGAGAUCGGGAAGCGGUGGCACAAACUGAGCCAGACUCAGAAAGACAAGUACAAGAAGAUGGUGGAGGAGCAGCAGGUGGAGUACAAGGCCGAGCUGGAGGCCUGGGUCAAGUCUUUGUCUCCUCAGGAUCGAGCCGUCUAUAAGGAGUUCUCCACCUCAAAACGUCGCAGCACCACUAAAGUUCGCAGCAGUCCCGGAGCCAAAGUCCGAGUGACAGCGAAGGGGAAGGCGGCGAGUUCGAGGGCCGCAGCACAGACGGUCGGGGUGGCCAAGCGGGCGAUGGCGUACCGAGCCAAGCAGGACAUGUCCGACUCAGACGAGGAGGAGGAGAAGAGCGAUUCAUCUGACUCUGACGAAGACGACGAGACAUCAGGAUCCACAGACAGCGACGAUGACGAUGACGAGAACGAUGAAGACGACGAGGACGAGGAUGACGAUGAAGAUCAGAGCUCCUCUGAGGAGUCCAGUGACUCGGACUCGGACUAGCUCCGCCCCCUCCACCUCAUUGGAGAGGACAGGCUGUGCAGGCCACGCCUCCUCGCAUGCCAAUCAUCCCGGCGGACCAAUGAGAAGUGGUGAUGUCAUUCUGCGGUCGCGCUGGCCCCUCCCACCUCCCCUCUGAAAGGGGGCGGAGCCUGACGGAGUGUUUUGUUACUCGUGUUUGUUUCUGUUUUUUAUGGAGUGUUUGGUUUUUAUCUGAGGGACGUUUCAGACAGGUGGAGAGGUCUGUUUUAUUUUUCGGAGCGAUGACAGGGGUUGUACAGAGUUUGACAGGCGGGGAGGGGCGGAGACUAUUGGUUGUCGUUAGUUACGGCUGAGGGAGGAGCCAGUGUUCAGCCUCCAAUCAGCCGCCUGCCUGAGAAAAUUAACAAAUAAAUGCACUUUUUCUCA